AUGUCUACAGCUACAAGUGUUGGUCUAGAAGAAUAUGGGAGGGCAACUCGUGAGCAAGCUGGUUGCACUUACAUUAAUAUCAAGAUCAUCUAUAAUGUUGAUAAAACGGAGCUUUUCUUCAAGAUCAGGAACAACAUUCAACUAUGUAAGAUUAUGACUGCUUACUGUGCACGAAAAGAUCUUGAUAUCAAAUUCCUCAGGUUCUUAUUCGGUGGUGUUGUGAUUAAACCACACCAAACCCCAAUCGAACUUGGAAUGCAAGACGGGGAUGAAACUGAUGUCAUGCUGGAAGUAGGAGGAGGUGGCUACGGCUUUCACCAAAGAACUAGAAAAGAAAAAGAAAAAAAAGGUGAGGAUGAACAAAUGGCAGACUUUAGCUUUACUUGA
Papaver somniferum (opium poppy) is the source of this 387-nucleotide messenger RNA. RefSeq names its product small ubiquitin-related modifier 1-like. The record is from RefSeq and is a predicted model, not a curated record. Bases 1 to 387 code for a protein of 128 amino acids. Gene Ontology annotation, cellular component: nucleus. The transcript has 3 exons. Gene Ontology annotation, biological process: protein sumoylation. Lineage: Eukaryota; Viridiplantae; Streptophyta; Magnoliopsida; Ranunculales; Papaveraceae. Gene Ontology annotation, molecular function: ubiquitin-like protein ligase binding; protein tag activity.